Molecule: messenger RNA, 2018 nt
Organism: Postia placenta MAD-698-R-SB12
Lineage: Eukaryota; Fungi; Basidiomycota; Agaricomycetes; Polyporales; Adustoporiaceae
Exons: 6
Coding region: 1-1866 (621 amino acids)
Biological process (GO): cytoskeleton-dependent cytokinesis
Cellular component (GO): septin ring; septin complex; microtubule cytoskeleton
Molecular function (GO): molecular adaptor activity; GTP binding; GTPase activity
Source: RefSeq, a predicted model, not a curated record
AUGUUCAGCUUUCGCCGCAAGCCCCGCAAACCAGACUCCGGUGGCUCUCCUUUCAUUCGCACCUCUCCUUCUCUACCCGAACUCCACACGCAAGGAAUACCAUGGCCCGAGAAUCUGGUAGAUCUGUCCUCGCUCCCGCAGAGUGAUGCCCCGCAAGUUCGUCCACAAGGUGCGGCGAAAACUAUCUUUCCCACACAAGGGGUCGGUCCCAUCGCAUUCCAUAAACCCUGGUCGUCCCCAGAGAAACCUCCAGGUCGGAUUAUCUCAGAAUUCUUCACCUCACGUCUUCCACCGCCAUCCGCGUUCGAGACCCGCAAGCAGCCUGUCCAUCUUCGAGCGAAGCUUAGCCAACGCAAAGCGCGCAGCCCGACGACGUUCAAUGUUAUGGUCGUCGGGGCGCAAGGCACUGGGAAGACCUCAUUGUUGCGACUCCUCCUGGACACUGCAGAUAUAUCUCCCACAGCCACGGCGGAUCAAAAGGCUGCCGUUGAGCGUUUUCUACGUGGCGCUCCGAGGCGUACAGACUCGAUCCAGUCCGCGUGCGUGGAGAUCUGCGAGUCGAGAUAUGACCGCAUACUCCUGUCCGUGAUCGACACGCCUGGCCUUGACUUCCAGGAGAGCCACGAGCUCAGGCUGGAGCGGCAGGUUACCGCCAUCGUGAAGUACUUGGAUGCGCAGUUCACAGAUACCCUGAAUGAGGAAACCAAGGUUGUGCGUCAAAACAAAGGGGAUCAGCAUGUUCAUCUAUGUAUCUACAUGAUUGAUCCUAAAUCCAUCAUGAGCACCUCUCUCAGACGCGCGCGCUCUUCCCUUCCUGCAAAGACGCCAUCCGCGAUUGUCGUCAACCACUCUCCCGAUCUCUCUUCCUUCUCCGACGACACCACGUCGGACGAAACGAACGAAGAAAUUGCGGGAGAACUGACCAUGUCCCCUGCCGACAUACGCGUGAUACGACGCCUGGGCAAUCGCGCCAAUGUCCUGCCCGUCAUCGCGCGUGCGGAUUCGCUGACGGACGAAACCCUCGCAGACGUGAAGCGCGUUGUGAGGCGCGAUUUACACAAUGCAGGGCUCGACUUUGGGGUCUUCGGACCGGCUGCGGACGAUGGCAAGCGCACUGAGGAGGCGGACACGAACGGCAACGGCACUGAGUCCACAGUGGCGCCUGAGAACGCGGCCGAGAACGACACUGAAAGCGAGCCCCAGGUGGAGCGCCGCUCGCGAUCGGUGAUCAAGCUGCGCGCGCCUAAGGUCUCGGUCAGCCGCCGUUCGUCGCGCUCUCGUUCGCGCAUGAGCCUGUCCGAGCUCGCGGCGGCAGAGCGCGCGGAGCUGGACACCAUGGAUGCGGAGAGCGUUGCGAACGUGCGCUUCUCGGCCGGCGUCGUCGCGAAGGCUGACCUCAGCGAGAGCCUCCCGUUCGCGCUUAUUAGCCCCGAGCAGGUCAGGCGACGCCGCCCGCUCAAGCCGAGCAUAUCGAUAGACAAUACUAGGCAAUCGUUCCACAGUGCGGCGCUCCCGUCGGAGGACGGACACGCGCCGUCGGUCGCAGACGCGGCGCACAUGUCGCCAACCACUCCGCCCACCCCGUCUUCGCGCAGUUUCCCCUACCUCACGGGCCCGCCUGCUGAUUUGCGCGGCGUGUUUGUGCGGAAGUUCCGGUGGGGUGCGGUGGACGUGCUCAACCCCGAGCACUGCGACUUCGCUGCCAUGCGGACCGCGGUAUUGUCGACGCAUAUGAAGAUGCUCAAAAUCCGCACGAGAGAGGUGUUGUACGAGAAAUUCAGGACGGAGAAGUUGCUCGCCAAGCGCGCAACUCGCAACAUCGGGGAAACCGAAACGCGCAAACUGCUCGAAGACCUCGGGUUGUGAUGAUACCCGCUUUUCGCAUAUUUCCAUGUUUCGGUCUUUAUCUAACGUCGAAAAAAGUCGCACUGUUUCCAGCUGAGUUCCCCCUUGCUUUCUGUGCAUCUAACAUUAUACCUCCUUAUGUUGUACCUAUCUGGCCUCCAUGUUUCUGACUC